This is a messenger RNA of Gryllus bimaculatus (two-spotted cricket), 1995 nucleotides long. The record is from the annotation of a GenBank genome assembly. NCBI's taxonomy places the organism in Eukaryota, Metazoa, Arthropoda, Insecta, Orthoptera, Gryllidae.
GGGGUCGCGGUAGGGCAGUGUCAGUGUGGCUAAGGUACUGCUGUGCGCGGCCGUGCCGUGCGGAGCUGUGGGACGACUGUGGCGUAAUGUGACACGUGCGCAAGGGCUCACUUGUUGGACUAACGCAGUUGCAAGCUAUUUCAACAUCAAUCUGCCCAGGUUUUAUCUUCCAUGGAUCUCCUAGAAAGCUUGGCACAUCUCGAUUUGUGGGAUGAUUUGGAGGAAAAUGAUCAGACAAAGGUGGCGGCGAGCGAGGCGGUGGUGCGCGCCGUCGCCGCGGCCGCGCCCGCCCUCCUCCGCGGCGGCAAAGGGGCGUCCGCGCUGCAAUCCGCCGCCAGCGAGGGCCGCGAGAGGGCUCUGGCCGCGCUGCUCGCCGCGGGGCUGGACCCCAACUCGCGGGCGCCCUGGGCGCGCGUGCUGCCGCUGCACGCCGCCUGCUCGCGGGGACACGUGUCCUGCGUCCGCCUGCUGCUGGAGCAUGGCGCGGACGCCAAAGCCCAGCAAAAUGCCUCACAGCAAAGUUCCCUGCACUUCGCAGCAGCUGUCAACAGCGUGGAGUGCGUGGAGUUGCUGCUGCAGCACGGAGUGGACAUUAGCGCCAGUGAUUCCAUGGGCCGAACGCCUCUCUGCUACGCCGCAGAGACAGGCGCUGCGGAAAGCUUGCGGGUUCUCGGGGCGAGAGGUGCCGAUCCCAACAUGACGUUCUCAAGACAAGUCACCCCACUCUUGUUGGCCGCUAAGGGCCGCACGGAACUACACUUGCCCUACCACACCUCUGCUCCCGAACCGCCCGCGGACUACCGGGCGUGUGUAAGAGAACUGAUUCGGUUGGGAGCAGACCCGCAAGUCGCAGACGAAGACGGUUACAACGUUCUCUAUUACGCUAUUAAAAAUGGAAGUAAGGACCUAUUCGUCUAUCUUACUGAUGGGUUAAUCGAUGUUUCAAGCAAAUCGAGUAAAGGAGAGACUCCUUUACAUUGGGCGGCACUUUGGGCGAAGACGGAAUUUAUGCGUGAUCUGGUAAGGGCUGGGAUCGAUAUCAACAGCCGACGGAACGAUGGAAAAACUCCUCUGCAUUUAGCAGUUGACUCUUAUAAAAAAGACUGUGUUGGCCUCCAAGAAAUUCUCGAUCUAGGUGCGGACGUUCACGCCCAAGACAACGAAGGAUGGACGGCGCUUCACCUCGCCUGUAGCAAUAACGUUAAAGAAAUGAUCCCCGUUCUCCUGCGCGCCGGAGCAGACGUAGCGUCGACCACCAACGCGGGCGAAACGCCGCUGCACGUGGCCUGCUGGACCGCGCACGCCGAGUGCGCGACGCAGUUGCUGGACGAGGGCGCGGCCGUCGACGCGGCGGCGGCCGACGGCAAGACGGCGGUGCACUUCGCCGCGCAGUCGUGGAGCACGUGCUGCCUGGAGGAGCUGGUGAAACGCGGCGCCGACCUGUCUGCCAGGGACCAGCAGGGCUGGACGGCGCUGCACUGCGCGGCGGACGCGGGCACCGGCGGGAAGCGGGCGGCGCGAAGCGGAGGAGUGCGCGGCGCAGCUGCUGCGGACUGGGCGCGGCUGGACGUGCGCAACGCCCAGGGCCGCAACGGCGCUGCAUUGCGGCGGCCGGCCGGCCGCAACGAGCACGUGGUGCGCACCGUUGUUGCGGCUGGGCGCGGUCCUGGGACGCGCGCGACGGCCCCAGGCCGCACGCGCGCUGCACGUGCGGCGGCCGGCCCCGGCCGAUCACGUGUUGCGCAGUUGGCUGCUGCGCUGGGCGCGGCGUGGACGCGCGCGCGACGCCCAGGGACCGGCACGGCGCUGCACGUGCGCGGCCAGCCCCGCCCAGCAGGUUGGCGCGCGCUGCUGGAGGCUGGCGCCGACCGCGCGGCGCCGCGAUGCCCAGGGCCACGGCCGCACCGACCACGCGCCCGACCCCGACAUGCGACCUCCUCAUUCGCCGCUGGCCGUCGCCGCGUAGGAGCCGUCGUCGGACAUGUGCGCCUGUAA